AUGCCAGACCCAACAAUCCAAUCCCUCAAAGCCUACACAACGAAGGCAGCGGGUAAAGAGCUAGUGCUUAACCCCGGUGAUUACAUAGCUGCGGAUUUGAAUGGCGUGGUUUGUUCGCCGAAAAAGUCGGCGCAGAAAGUGCAGCCGCUUAUGGAGAGGCAGGUUGCUGCUGAUGAGAAGUUCUCGGCGGAUAUUAAGGAGUGA
Messenger RNA from Aspergillus pseudonomiae, 204 nucleotides. RefSeq lists its product as uncharacterized. Lineage: Eukaryota; Fungi; Ascomycota; Eurotiomycetes; Eurotiales; Aspergillaceae. Bases 1 to 204 code for a protein of 67 amino acids. The record is from RefSeq and is a predicted model, not a curated record. The transcript is spliced from 2 exons.